GGAAAAAUUUGGCACAUCCAACUGUUGAUUUCAUCAAUGCAUUGGCAGAGUGAGUCAAUGGGGCUGUAGCUUUAAAAUGUCUUAAAAUAAUCCAGUACGAAUAAUUUAAACCAACAACUCAGGGUUUACACUGACUAAUUAAUCAACGGAAUAAAGAGAAACUAAUUGUGUGUUUGUGUGUGUGUGUAUAUAUAUGGUUUGUACACAGACCCGAUUUCAUGAAAUUUAGAUUUUAAGACAGUCGGCCUACAGAUGCUGUCUUGUGUUUUUGUUCACCUACAGUUUGACUGAGGGUGAAGGUGAAGGUUAAAUGUGUCCCAGUCAGCCUCUGCUGGUAGAUGCUGUAAUUACAGCCUUCUGGGAUCAAAGAUCAUGUUUCUCUGUGUGUAAAGAUCAAAAUAAAUAUGUUUGGAAGCAAAUAUGAUUCAUAUAAGCACACUUUUAGUUCUAAAGUUAAUUACUUCUGGUGGAAGAGAAUCAGUUGAUCUCCCAGCUGUAUGAUCUUCUCCCUUGAUGCUGCUGGUAUUCAAGAGUCAACAAGUCAAGUGUAUAAAAGGCAGUGUAAGAUGUAGCCUAUUUUACCUGGUAUUUUAGAACCUUAAGAUAUGAAUAUAGAUUGUGUUUUAGAUGAUGAGCAGAUCAGAGCUGUUGGAGUUACAAACAUACAAGCAUCUUCAGACAUAUUAAUCUGUGGUUACGCGUGUUUUAUAUGAAGGAGGUCAAAGGGAACAAUACUGAUACUUCACAAUGAAUCUUAUAGCAGUGAACCAAAGUGAUGUCUGUCAGAAAAAUUCAUGUCCAGAGAGAUCAGUUUCUUUAUCUGUGUAUGUGAUUCUGUAUGUGGCCGCAGCAGCUGUGUCUCUGCUGACCGUGUUUGGAAACCUGCUGGUCAUCAUCUCUGUGAGUCACUUCAAGCAGCUCCACACACCUGCUAACAUCCUCAUCCUCUCUUUGGCUGUGUCUGAUCUCCUGGUUGGAGUUUUUGUGAUGCCUCUUUAUCUGUCUUGGGUUAUUGAGUCAUGCUGGAUUCCUGGACCAGUGCUAUGUUCGAUAUUAAAAUUAGUGAGUUUUCAUGCAACAAGCGUGUCAGUUUACACUGUGGCUCUGAUAGCAGUUGAUCGGUUUUUGGCUUUAAGUUUUCCUUUUGUUUAUUCAGAGAAAAUCUCACCCACUGUGAUCUGCAUAGCAACUUUAUGUAACUGGUUGAUUUCACUCUUUUAUAACUUUACUCUUCUUUUCAUCAAUGGAAACUUCACUGAUGUCACGUGUCAGGGAGUGUGUAUUUCUAUGGUAGAUGAGGUUUCUUCCCUCAUUGAUCUUGUUAUUGUGUUUCUUAUGCCAUGUACACUCAUUAUAAUAUUAUACACUCAUGUUUUUGUCAUUGCUAAGAGACAUGCGACUGCUAUAAGAGCCCUUAAGGUUCACAACAGCACAGAAAACUCCAAAAAUAGAUUCAGUGACAAAUCAGAGAGAAAAGCUGCAAUACUGCUGGGGAUUCUGGUCAUUGUGUUUCUUUUAUGUUUACUGCCGUAUUAUAUUUGUUCUUUAGUGUGUUCAUAUGACAAUGCUGACAGUUUAUAUGUCAGAUUAAUUGCUGUAAUAUUUUUCUUUCUGAACUCCACCGUUAAUCCCAUAAUUUAUGCUUUAUUCUAUCCCUGGUUUCAGAAAAGCUUAAAGAUCAUUUUCACAUUAAAAGUGUUAAAUAAAGACUCAUCCCUGAUGAAUGUACUUUAA
Puntigrus tetrazona (Sumatra barb) is the source of this 1734-nucleotide messenger RNA. Its product is annotated as trace amine-associated receptor 13c-like. The record is from RefSeq and is a predicted model, not a curated record. Gene Ontology annotation, cellular component: membrane. Bases 748 to 1734 code for a protein of 328 amino acids. NCBI's taxonomy places the organism in Eukaryota, Metazoa, Chordata, Actinopteri, Cypriniformes, Cyprinidae. Gene Ontology annotation, biological process: G protein-coupled receptor signaling pathway. The transcript has a single exon. Gene Ontology annotation, molecular function: trace-amine receptor activity.